This is a messenger RNA of Dentiscutata erythropus, 654 nucleotides long. The record is from the annotation of a GenBank genome assembly. Lineage: Eukaryota; Fungi; Glomeromycota; Glomeromycetes; Diversisporales; Gigasporaceae.
AUGAAUUUGUUGAAUACAAAUUCAAAGCUUUUAGGCAGAUUUGUUUACAUUCCCAAUGAAAAAGAGCUUAAUCAACAUACUCCUCUUCAAAUUCAAACAAUAGACAAAUUUCCAACUAUGUAUAACCUUCCUGUAUUACCUGUGUUUGGAAUUUUCACUGCCCAAGUUCAGGAGCCUAGCACCCAAGAUAGAGAUUAUGAUCCUAAUCUCAAAGGAAGACAUACCAACAUAGCAGAAGCUACAAAAAAACUUCUCAUAUUCUCAGUUACAGGGGAACUAGUAACCUUGAAAAAAAGUGUGUGUAUCUUAUACGAAGUUAUAGAAAAUAAAGGAUUAGAAAAAUUUGCAAAAAGAUUUGAAGCACUAACAAACAAAAAACAGUUCUACAUAAAGAAGGAAGAAACUAUUACAGAUCCCCAAGAAGAGAGAAAUAAAAGUGCUACAGUUAAAAUGCAAAAUGAAAAACAAAAUAAAGUACAUGAUGAAGUUCAAAAAGAAGUGCAUAAAAAUAUUAUUAAUAAACUACAAAUAGAUAAAAAUCCUGUGAAGCACAUAUAUACACAAGUUGAAAAUUGUUCAGAUAACCAAUACUUGAAUGAAGAAAAAUCAGAUAAUUCUGAGGAAGAAGUAGAAGUAAUGAAAAGCCACCAGUAG